UGUGGACCCACUUCAUCCCAUUCUUCUUUACUAUGGCCUGUCUUCUAUAACUAUCCCGCAUCUACGGCUCAUAUUCCAUCAUGACGGCCUCUGAUUUGCCCGUGUUCGUCCCAGAGCAUGGGGUUCACAUGAGUCUCCCCUUCGCCAUCUACGGCACAAUAAUCCACUCCGUCUCUGUUGAAGAGGUAGAAAUCAUUGACCGAGGUCUUCUAGUGAUUGGUUUGGAUGGGAAGAUCCUCCUGUUUCAGAAGGGCAUUGCGCGCGAAGAUGUUAUCAGCGUUCUGUCCGGUUCUGGAUUCAACCCUAGGGCUCUUCUGCUCCGCGUGCUAAAGCGGGGAGAGUUUCUGAUCCCCGGAUUUAUUGAUACUCAUAACCACGCCCCUCAAUGGACUCAGCGGGGAACUGGACGUGGCAGGCUUAUCAUGGACUGGCUCAACACCGUAACCUUUCCUCACGAGGCGAGAUUUGAGGAUCCGGAAUACGCCAGAGAAACAUAUGCAGACUGCGUAGAUGGCUUUAUUAAGCAGGGAAUUACGACUGCAUCAUACUACGGCUCUCUUCAUGGAGAGGCUACCAAGAUUCUUGCGGAUAUAUGUCUAAAGAAGGGUCAGCGAGCUUUCGUUGGGAAAUGCAACAUGAAUAUCAAUUCGCCGGACUUCUACAAAGACGCCAGCGCUGAAGUGUCGCUUCAAGUUACUGAAGACUUCAUCACCCACGUUCGCAAGAUCGAUCCGAAAUCAACGCUUGUUACUCCUAUCUUGACGCCUCGUUUCGCUGUUGCGUGCGACCGUGAUGUGCUUUCAGGAUUGGGCAGGCUUGCGGCCAAGAAUUCAGAUCUGCCCAUCCAAACCCACUUCGAUGAGACCGAGCAGGAGAUGGAAAUCACAAAGGAACUCUACCCUGAAUUCGCCAACGAAGCGGAUCUCUACGAACACUUCGGAUUGUUGAAUGAGCGAUCUAUCCUUGCACACUGUAUCUACGUCAAUGAGUAUGAAAUGGGUCGUCUGAAAGACCUCAACUGUGGAGUUGCACAUUGUCCCGUGUCUAACACUACCGGUGGCAGUUUUGGAGCCGCCCCUAUCAGGGAAUACCUCCGCCGAGACAUCAAAGUUGGGCUUGGAACAGACAGUGGCGGGGGCUUCUCCUCGUCAAUUCUCGAUGCUAUGAGACAAGCAUUCAUCGUCUCCAAAGCGAGAGAGUUGGCGACUGGGGGCGCAGACAAGCAUUUAUCACUCAAUGAAUGUUUCUAUCUGGCAACAUUAGGAGGAGCUCGAGUAUGCGGUCUGGACCAGAAGAUCGGGAAUUUUGCAGUUGGGAAGGAGUUCGAUGCGCUGGAGAUAACUACACGGAAAGAGCAUCCGAGUAUUAUUACACCAGUUGAAGAUAUCGACUCAAUGGAAGAUAUCUUCGAGAAAUUCCUGAUGAGUGGAGAUGAUAGAAACAUCGCUAGGGUUUAUGUUAGGGGAAGAUCAAUCAAAAACCAGCCGUAGAUGCCUCUAGUAUCAAGUAGAGGGUAAAGGGUCAAUUCAACUUAUUAAGCAUAGGAGCACAUUAAAUAGUAUUCUUGAUCACAAUGCCAGUGCUCCUAUUAGUGUAAAUCUAGGUAACCAACCGGUAAAGUCC
Messenger RNA from Amorphotheca resinae ATCC 22711, 1623 nucleotides. RefSeq lists its product as hypothetical. The coding region runs from base 81 to 1490 and encodes 469 amino acids. Gene Ontology annotation, molecular function: guanine deaminase activity; zinc ion binding. The record is from RefSeq and is a predicted model, not a curated record. NCBI's taxonomy places the organism in Eukaryota, Fungi, Ascomycota, Leotiomycetes, Helotiales, Amorphothecaceae. Gene Ontology annotation, biological process: guanine catabolic process. Gene Ontology annotation, cellular component: cytosol. The transcript is spliced from 2 exons.